Messenger RNA from Marmota monax (woodchuck), 2006 nucleotides. It is a transcript of the gene Clec14a, whose product is annotated as C-type lectin domain containing 14A. Gene Ontology annotation, molecular function: extracellular matrix binding; extracellular matrix protein binding. The record is from RefSeq and is a predicted model, not a curated record. Gene Ontology annotation, biological process: cell migration. Lineage: Eukaryota; Metazoa; Chordata; Mammalia; Rodentia; Sciuridae. The transcript has a single exon. Bases 88 to 1563 code for a protein of 491 amino acids. Gene Ontology annotation, cellular component: extracellular matrix; external side of plasma membrane.
GGGCGGUGACCGGGCUCCAGAGCCUCUCUGCGCUCUGGGGCAGGGCAGAUCUAAAUUGGGAGCAGCUGUGGACAGAGGGUCUUCACGAUGAGACCGGCUCUCGCCUUGUGUCUCCUCUGUCAGGCGUUCUGGCCCAGGCCUGGUGGUGGCGAGCACCCUACCGCCGACCGCGCGGGUUGCUCAGCCUCUGGGGCUUGCUACAGUCUACACCACGCUACCAUCAAGCGGCUGGCGGCCGAGGAGGCCUGCAACCUGCGCGGCGGGUCUCUCAGCACAGUGCAUGGUGGUGCUGAGCUGCGUGCAGUGCUCGCGCUCCUAAGGGCAGGCCCCGGGCCUGGAGGAGGCUCCAAAGACCUUCUGUUCUGGGUCGCCUUGGAGCGCAGACGUUCCAACUGCACCCUGGAGAACGAGCCAUUGAGGAGUUUCUCCUGGUUGUCCCCCGACUCCGGAGAGUCCGAAAAUGACACGCUGCCGUGGGUGGAGGAGCCACAACUCUCUUGUACUGUGCGGAGUUGCGCGGGACUCCAGGCCACCGGUGGGGUGGAGCCCGCGGGCUGGAAGGAGAUGCGUUGCCACUCGCGCGCCAAUGGCUACCUGUGCAAGUACAAGUUUGAGAGUUUGUGCCCUGCGCCGCGCCCCGGGGCUGCGUCUAACUUGAGCUAUCGUGCUCCCUUCCAGAUGUACAGCUCCUCUUUGGACUUCAGUCCUCCUGGGACCAAGGUGAGUGCACGCUGCCCGGGGGAGCUCUCCAUCUCAGGCACCUGCGUCGAGGAAGAGAAUGGCGCUCAUUGGGAAGGGCUCCCCACUGGGGCGGUGCUCUGUCCCUGCCCCGGGAGGUAUCUCCGUGCCGGCAGAUGCUCAGAGCUCCCUAACUGCCUAGAUGACUUGGGAAACUUUGCCUGUGAAUGUGCUGCAGGCUUCCAGUUGGGGAAAGACGGACGCUCUUGUGUGACAAAGUGGGAAGGACAGCCUACCUCUGGGGGAACCACGGGGCUCACCAGGCUCCAGCUGUUCACUGAAGCCAGCCCAGUGCCAAAGAGACCGUCGUCACCCCCAGUCCGUGAGAAGCCAGGAGAGAUACCCCAUGUCAGUGGAAAAGACAGUUCUGCAACAUCUGUUUCUGAGAUUCUUCAGUGGGGAACACAGAGCACCAUAUCGACCCUUCAAAUGUCCCCUGGAAUCAAGUCAAAGGCCACCAUCACCCCAUCAGGAAGCGUGACCUCCACGUUUAAUUCCACAUCUUCCUCUCUCAUUCCCCAUACUUUGGACUCCUCAUCCACCGUGGUCUUCAUACUCGUGAGCAUAGCAGUGGUAGUAUUGGUGAUCUUGACUAUGACAGUGCUGGGGCUUUUCAAACUCUGCUUUCACAAGAGCCCUCAGUCCUCAUCAAGGAAAGGGCCUUUGGCCCCGGGGGGCAAGGAGACUGAUGCUGAGACCGCUACUUUGCGUUCCGGUUCUGCACAUUGCACAGACAAUGGGGUGAAGGUCGGGAACUCUGGUGUGCUGGACAGAGCAGAGGGCGCCUCGCUGGCAGGGUCCUCCCUUGGCUCUAGCAACACGUAGGGAAACAAGUCAUGGACACUCCUUGUGAACAUCCUUUCGCAAUUUCAAGGAAAAGGGAAAAGAGGAACUUACUUGUGAGAUGGCGAGUUCUACAGAAAUUCCCCUUCAAAUUUCCUCUAUGCCACCAAGGAACUCAUCUGAACAGCACACCCAUUCCCGGAAAGUGGAUGAGGUGGAAGUGUCUUAGUGUGGUACUGGUGGGCAGGGUGGUACGGGGUGUGUGUGUGGGGGGGGGGGGGGAGGACAGUAUUUUCUUAUGUUCUGGAGAAUUUAGAGAAGUAACAGAACAUUUCAAGACACUGGAAGCAAAUAGAAAACAAUACAUUUUUAAAGGUUAUUUUUUAUCAAAAUAGGAAGGAAAUCUGUCUAUAUUGUUCAGCUGGGAACAUUACUGAUUUGAAAUUCCCAGUUAAAAAAAUAAAUAAAUAAAAGAUUGUUGAUAA